Molecule: messenger RNA, 975 nt
Organism: Leptinotarsa decemlineata (Colorado potato beetle)
Lineage: Eukaryota; Metazoa; Arthropoda; Insecta; Coleoptera; Chrysomelidae
Product: thioredoxin-like protein 4A
Source: RefSeq, a predicted model, not a curated record
AUUUAGCUUUUAAAAUGUCUUAUAUGUUAGCACAUUUACAUAAUGGAUGGCAGGUGGAUCAGGCUAUAUUGUCAGAAGAAGAUAGAGUUGUGACAGACCAGUAACAUCCUCUCUCAUGGAAACAACUUAAAAUUCAAGCUACAUAAAAACCCGGAUUAUUGUGGUGGAUCAGAAAAAUAUUGGAGAUUAUCAAGAUGAGGAUCAAAAGAAAUAUGGAAACUAAUCUCAUGCAUUGGAAAAAUUAAUGAAAGAUAUACACUCAUGGCAUUGACAUCAGUAAAAAUCAUACUCUUCAUUCAGCAAGACAUGCAUUCCCAUAGGUGUGGGCAGACUCACAGAUUCAGUAGCAUAUUUACUCUUUGAAUCUGUAGCUCCAUUCAACUAUUACUUUUUUUGCAAAUGAUAUCUUGAACAGUGUACUAUUAUACUAUGAUCUGUGUCAUCCGAUUUGGGCAUGAUUGGGAUCCAUCCUGCAUGAAAAUGGAUGAAGUACUCUAUAGUAUUGCGGAAAAAGUGAAAAAUUUUGCUGUGGUAUAUUUGGUCGACAUUACAGAAGUUCCCGAUUUCAAUAAAAUGUACGAGUUGUACGAUCCAUGUACUGUUAUGUUCUUCUUCAGGAAUAAACACAUCAUGAUUGAUUUGGGUACUGGUAAUAACAAUAAAAUCAACUGGCCAAUAGAAGAUAAACAGGAAAUGAUUGAUAUACUGGAAACGGUGUACAGAGGAGCAAGAAAAGGACGCGGUUUAGUUGUAUCUCCCAAAGAUUAUUCCACGAAAUAUCGAUAUUAGUUUUAUUUUAUUUUCAAUCACUGCUAGUGGUUGUAUUUUAGAGAAAAUGGUUAUUAUUUGAUAAUUGAGAGCAUUUUUGUAUACAUGUAGGAAAUUAAUUUAUUUGAAUUGUAUUAAUUAUUAAUCAGUUGUAAUGGUUGCCAUUGAGUCAUGAAUAAAUACAUUUUAAAAAAUGUAUGACCUUAA